GUCUGAGUAAGUCUCGCUCGGUCGCUCUCUCCUCCCUCUCUCAUUCUCACUCUUUGGUGUUUGAUUGAAGUUUUUACUCUUUUUCUCUGUGACCGUGUUUCCUAGGUUGAUUAUCAAUGGCUUUCUCAAGACCUCUAGCUUCAUGCAUGUUGCUCGUCUGUCUCCUCUUCAGCUUCUCAGAAGCUAGAGAGAUCUUAGUUGGCGGUAAAACAGACGCAUGGGAGAUCCCAUCCUCUGAACCCGAAUCUCUAAACCGAUGGGCCGGAGCAUCUCGUUUUCAAAUCGGAGACUCACUCGUGUGGAAGUACGAUGCCAACAAGGACUCGGUUUUGCAAGUGACCAAGGAGGCGUACGCCAGCUGCAACGUUUCGAGCCCCAUCGCUGAAUACAAGGAUGGAAACACCAAGGUUGUGCUUGACAGAUCAGGGCCUUUCUAUUUCAUCAGCGGAGCUAAUGGACACUGCGAGAAGGGGCAGAAGCUGAUUGUGGUUGUGCUUUCUCCGAGAAGUGGGUUCAUUAGCUUUUCUCCGGCUGCAUCUCCGUCUGAAAUCGAGGCCCCUGCAGUGGCUCCAACAAGCAGUGCUACAAGCUUAAAGGGUGGCUUGAUGGUGGUGCUUGGGAUCUUGGUGGGCAUGGUUUUGUUCUGAGAACAAUAGAUCAACUGGGUUUGCUGGAUUCAGGGGAUUAUAUUUGAUUCAUUUAUUGAUUUAUUUUUCUGGGGAUUCUUUUUUGGGCAUGAAUUGUUACAAUUACUGAAAUUAUAAUGAAAUUUAUACAGAUGGAUUGUCUUUA
Molecule: messenger RNA, 792 nt
Organism: Nelumbo nucifera (sacred lotus)
Lineage: Eukaryota; Viridiplantae; Streptophyta; Magnoliopsida; Proteales; Nelumbonaceae
Product: early nodulin-like protein 15
Cellular component (GO): plasma membrane
Molecular function (GO): electron transfer activity
Source: RefSeq, a predicted model, not a curated record